GCGCCCUGCGCCGCCGCCGGGAAGGUCGCAGCGGUGACCGGCACAGCACCCGCCGCCGCCAUGUUGUCCGUGGCCGCCCGCUCCGGGCCCUUCGCGCCCUACCUGUCGGCCGCGGCGCACGCCGUGCCCGGGCCGCUGAAGCCGCUGGCGCCGGCGGUGGCGCGACGGGCCGAGAAGGUGCCGCUGGACCUGAAACGGCCUCUGCUCUGCCGGGAGUCGAUGAGCGGCCGGUCGGCUCGGGGAGGCCUCGUCGCCGGCGUCAGCCUCAACGCACCUGCCAGCAUUCGUUGUGUCCAUAAUGAUGUUGCAGUGCCCGACUUCUCUGCCUAUCGUCGUCAAGAUGUGCUCGACACCACUGUGUCUUCUCAAAGGAGCAGUGAAGCUAGAAAAGGGUUUUCCUACCUGCUGGCUGCCACGACAGGCGUAGCAACUGCAUAUACUGCUAAGAAUGUUGUCACCCAGUUUAUUUCCAGCCUGAGCGCCUCUGCCGAUGUGCUGGCGUUGUCAAAGAUUGAGAUCAAGUUAUCUGACAUUCCAGAAGGCAAGAACAUGGCUUUCAAGUGGAGAGGGAAGCCCCUUUUUGUGCGUCAUAGAACCCAGGCAGAGAUUGAUCAGGAAGCUGAAGUUGAUGUGUCUAAACUGAGGGAUCCACAGCAUGACUUAGACAGAGUAAAGAAACCAGAAUGGGUCAUACUGGUAGGUGUGUGCACUCACCUUGGUUGUGUGCCCAUUGCCAACUCUGGAGAUUUUGGCGGUUAUUACUGCCCUUGCCACGGGUCCCAUUACGAUGCCUCUGGCAGAAUCAGGAAAGGUCCUGCUCCCUAUAACCUUGAGGUUCCAACCUACCAGUUUCUUAGUGAUGAUCUCGUGGUUGUUGGCUGAAUAAUGAGAUGCUUGCUCAUGUGCCUGUUCCUAUGAGUGUGCUCGCAAAGGGUUAACUGAUUCUGGAAUUACAUAAAACCAGAUCAGCCUAAAAACAUAGUAACUGUCUCGAUUCUCAACCAGAAGUAUGUUUGAGUACUUCCUGUGUUCAGUUUUAAUAAAAAUCAGAGUGAGCACUUGUUCUGACUUAA
This is a messenger RNA of Colius striatus (speckled mousebird), 1073 nucleotides long. Its product is annotated as cytochrome b-c1 complex subunit Rieske, mitochondrial. Gene Ontology annotation, cellular component: membrane. Gene Ontology annotation, molecular function: quinol-cytochrome-c reductase activity; 2 iron, 2 sulfur cluster binding. The transcript has 2 exons. The record is from RefSeq and is a predicted model, not a curated record. The coding region runs from base 61 to 882 and encodes 273 amino acids. Gene Ontology annotation, biological process: mitochondrial electron transport, ubiquinol to cytochrome c. Lineage: Eukaryota; Metazoa; Chordata; Aves; Coliiformes; Coliidae.